UCGACGCGUAUCGGUGGGUCAACUUGAAUAUUCACUGAAUAAUCUAUGGAAGGACAAUAGUCAAGGUUUUGUGAUAGCGUUUUAUAAACAUUUUACACACUCUCGGCUAAGAUAUAAGUCACUUUUAUCACGCCUGAUCUCGCCGAGCUUUCGUUCACAUUAGAUGAAGUGCCGUUAAGCGUUAAGCUCCAAGGAAGACACGCUUUAGAAAAGAGACAAGCGCGUUCGGUCCAAAAAUGGCAUUAAUUAGGAGAGCCUCUCACGCUGGUAGUUGGUACUCUGACAAUGGUCCAGAGUUGAGUAAACAAUUAGAAGGUUGGUUAGGUGCAGCUGACUUAUCUCAUGGACCUGCAAGAGCAAUCAUUGCCCCGCAUGCAGGAUAUAGUUAUUGUGGGGCAUGUGCUGGUUUUGCUUAUCGGCAAAUUAGUCCUGUAGUUGUCCGUAGGAUAUUUAUUCUAGGGCCUUCUCAUCAUGUGAGAUUACCAGGCUGUGCCCUAUCUUCGACUUCCAUUUACCGAACACCGUUAUAUGAUCUACAUAUUGAUCAACAAGUGAGAAGAGAACUUGAAGAAACUGGUCAUUUCGAAUGCAUGGAUCUGAACACAGAUGAAGAAGAACAUAGUAUUGAGAUGCAGUUGCCGUUCAUCGCCAAAGUUAUGGAAGGAUUUAAGGAUUCAUUUACCAUAAUCCCAAUUUUGGUGGGAUCCUUGAGUCCGGAUAGAGAAGCGCUUUAUGGGAGACUGUUAGCACCCUACAUGGCUGAUCCGCAAACAUUAUUUGUCAUCUCUUCUGAUUUCUGCCAUUGGGGACAACGUUUUCGCUAUACUUACUAUGAUAGAUCAUGUGGACCUAUCCACAGAUCUAUUCAAAAUCUUGAUAAAAUGGGUAUGGACAUUAUAGAAACUUUAAAUCCUGCAAUGUUCACUGAAUAUCUUAAGAAAUAUGGUAAUACUAUAUGUGGCCGACAUCCAAUUGGUGUUUUAUUGCAGGCCAUUCACAGUCUCAAGGGAAAUACAAAUGGUCAAAGAAUGAAUCUGAAAUUUUUGAAAUAUGCUCAAAGUAGUCAAUGUAAUAAUAUGAAUGACAGUUCUGUCAGUUAUGCUAGUGCUUCCCUAGUUCUCGAGUGAUAAAAAUAUACAAUUCGAGCAUAUGAUCAUUGACCAGCCUGAAUAUAAACAUUUUCUUAAAGUGGGUUGGCAUGACAUAAUAAGGUUCUAUAAAUUAUUAAACGAGAUUAUAGAGGCACAGAACGUCGAGAGGUUUUGUAAUGCAGAAAGAAGAUAGGGGAACACUGAAGUUAACACUCUGCUGUAAUUUAUAAUAUUAUUUGUAUUAUGUGGCUAUUAUACAACAGGUGUCGGGGCAAGUGUUAAUUCUUGCGUUAUAUGUAACAGAUGGAAACUGUACCAUUAUCGAAACCAUUUGUAUAAAUGCAUUUCGGUUUAUUA
Camponotus floridanus (Florida carpenter ant) is the source of this 1448-nucleotide messenger RNA. RefSeq names its product protein MEMO1. The record is from RefSeq and is a predicted model, not a curated record. Bases 237 to 1127 code for a protein of 296 amino acids. The transcript is spliced from 8 exons. NCBI's taxonomy places the organism in Eukaryota, Metazoa, Arthropoda, Insecta, Hymenoptera, Formicidae.